AGUUCUUGCUCGAAGGGUAGGCCGUCCAAUCCUCUGCAGGCAUGCUUCCUCUGAAGUUAGGCUCGUAGAGUUCAAUGGGGUGGUUGGCUCUCCGGCAAGUGCCUCCCGACGUGCAUGACUCCUCCCCAGCCCAGGCGUUCGGAGUCCGCAGGGGGUGUGUGCUGCUCUCUCAAUGGAACCAUUCAGCCAGCGUGGGGAACGUGGCUCUUCUUAGCCACGAAAGGCCUGAUUGGCUCCAGUUCCCAGACGGGCCAGCGGCGGUUUCUGACUAUUGCGUGGGGCUGGGGGGACACCAAGAACCUUAUAAGAAGAGGGUGAAAACAUUUGAGCAGCCUUCCUCACCAGUGCCAGAAGAGCCAGAGCCUGUGAGCUGUGUCCUGCAAGGAGAUGACAUCCAGGCUUUGGCUAUCAAGUUGGAAGACUUGGGAAAGCUCCGCACUGCACACCCUCUUCCGGAAGAGAAACCUACCGUAACCAAGAAGUUCCUCAUCCGCAGACCCAGGCCACAAGAAGUUGGGAAGAAAGCACAAUUCCUGGUUGCCUAUCCUGCUGUCACAGAUGAAUCCGAAAAAUCAUUGCAUUAUUCUGGUGUAGAAGGACCCAUAGUUGAUAUUGAUGGACAUAUCAUCCCCCACAGUAUCUUAGGAACGCUCCAGGAAUUCAAGCAAGAAGCUUUGGCAAGAGGACACUCUCAAGUAGCAAGACUGGUUCCUGAUGCUCCCCCGCUGUCUAACAUAGCAUCAGUUUUUGAGAAGAGUCGAGAAAAACAUGUGGAGGAAAGGAAAGCAACCCAGCCACUUUCCUCACAACACAUGGCUCUGGCGAACUGGCAGCACAAUAUGGCACUCAGGAAGAAACAGCAGAAAAAGCUGUGUAAACAUCUGCACAAAUCAGAAAGCGAGCUGCUGAUGAACUUUUCAGAUAAUUACAGGAAAAUUCAGGAAGAGCGUACUCUAAUUGAACGCAGUCUCUGUACUCUCUACUCUGGAAAGUACUACUGUACAGGGAAUGAAUUCUGGACUGAGCCUGUGCACAUUGGAGAUGAGCUCACUGGUCUGACGGUGACAUUGGGUCUCAAUGAACUUGGCUACCUAGAAGAAGUCACUCAUGUCGGAAAACCUCGCAGCAUCUACAUGGAGAUGGGCACCAGACCUGCAAAAUUCCCCCCUUUCUAUCGCACUUGGGAGAAGAGCCUGUUUCUGAUGCAGCGACGGAAGGAGUUAAAGGAGGUCUUGGAAAAGAUGGAUUUUCAUCGCCCGGACUUGGAUGGCCUAGAAGUCAUAAGUAGAAAUCAUCCUUUCGUCAGUGUGUCAACACAGAGUUUUUCACCCUAUGAUGAGGAUAAAGCAAGUGUUGUACAGAAAGCAAGCAAGGAUCAAUUAGAAGAAUAUCCAGAUGUAUUUUCAGAUCACGUGUUGGGUCCAUCUCUGAAUUUCUGUGGAGAACCAGCUCGUUGGAUAAAUACAACUUCUCAUGAGGGUGAAGUUGGCAUUGCUGCCCGAGUCACAUUUGAAAUUUUGGUAGGGGAGAAAGCAGAAUCCUGUCUCACAGUGAGCAAUGAUGGCACAGUUGCUAUCUGGUAUGAUUGGAAGAGGCAGCCUCAGCCUUUUACCUUUCCAGAGAGAAAGAGGAAAAGGGUGCAGAAUUUUUACUUUAACACCAGAUCAGGAGUUAUCCUCCCUGGUGAAACCAAGAAGUUUUCCUUCAUCUUCAAGUCAAUGGAUGCAGGAAUCUUCAGUGAGUCCUGGCAGUUUGGGACUCAUCCUAGGUUACUAGGAGGGGCUGUGUUGCAGGUGACUCUGUGGGGAGUUGCUGUGUAUGAAGAUAUAACUUUUGAGCAUAGAGAGGAACUGCAGAAAGAGCUAGAAGACCGAGAAGUUGCUGUCAUAGUGGAGGAGAAUCUGAAGGACCUGCUUGAUCGAAUUCGUACACCACCACAAAUACCAUCUCCUCGUGAUGCAUACGUCACAGAGGAAGAGAUAUUCCACAGAAAGAAUCCAGAGAUUCUUACAACCUCCUUCAAUAAAUCAAGAAGAUACAGUAAAUCCCUCAAUCAGUUUAUACUUCCACUGUAUAUGAAAAAGUUGCACUAUCAGCACCAAGUGGUAAAGGAACUCCACGAUCUGUGGAACAAACUCAUGAAUCCACCUCCCACUCCCGCUCCCCCUCCCUGCAUGUAUGAGGGACAGCGUAGGAGUAUAGGUCCAGAAGAAUUAUCACCACCAAAGAGUGCUGUGGAAUCGCAGCAAAAGAGUAUUGUGGAGGAGACUGUAGAAGGAGGUCGUAGAGGGCGCCGGAAAAGUAGCAACCGAAUUGGUCAAGGGACAAGGAAGUCCAUAGUGGAGGAGCUGAUAGGCCCCAUGAAUGUUACUGUGGUGAAGGAUGUGGACCGAGUGGAGUGGAAUCUUUCCAUCAUGGAUUUUAAAAAGAGUGUGUUGGAAAUGCCUGUGGAAGAAAGCCGAGAAUUUGGCCUGGCCCAGCUCAAUAAAGCAGUAUUGGAGCUUUGUACUGUACAGAUGCCAACUCAGCUGGACCUCCAAUAUCAAAUAUGUUUCCAGUUGUGGUGUGAAGUAAUUGACGGUCUUGUGAGCCACUCACUAGUGCUCAGGUCCCUGCUUGGUAUGCCUGAGAAGGAUACAUAUGUAGAGAUUGUUCCAGAGGAACCAGUUGAGGUAAAACCAGUCAGCGUAAAAGGAGGGAAGGAGGACCGGAGACUUCAGAGAGAAGAGAAGAAGGCUGCUGUGAAGGAAAAAGAAAAGGGAAAGGCAGUCAAAGAGGAACGUCCAAACAGUAGAAAAACCAAAGGGAAGGAAGAAAAAAAAGUUAAAAGUUCCAUAAAGGAGCCAAAGGAACUGUUGGCGUUUUCAGCAGAUGCUCCUGAAGAACUCCCAGAACCGCACCAAGAACAAGUGGAUCCAGUUGUGCAGGAAAAAUAUCAUGAGAAACUUUAUGUUGAAGUCUAUGGGUUGCUGAAUUCAAUGGUGAACAAAAUGGUUUUCCUCUUUGAGCAGCUGAAGAAGGAUGCCCAAGAGGAGAAAAAUAAGGCACCUUUUGUUUAAAUUGUGCUGAUUUUCAUAAUGAAAUAAAAAGUUAAAAGUUAUAUUUAUAUAUGCA
Molecule: messenger RNA, 3114 nt
Organism: Hemicordylus capensis (graceful crag lizard)
Lineage: Eukaryota; Metazoa; Chordata; Lepidosauria; Squamata; Cordylidae
Gene: MYCBPAP
Product: MYCBP associated protein
Exons: 20
Coding region: 75-3059 (994 amino acids)
Source: RefSeq, a predicted model, not a curated record